This is a messenger RNA of Diaporthe batatas, 958 nucleotides long. RefSeq lists its product as uncharacterized. The transcript is spliced from 2 exons. NCBI's taxonomy places the organism in Eukaryota, Fungi, Ascomycota, Sordariomycetes, Diaporthales, Diaporthaceae. The record is from RefSeq and is a predicted model, not a curated record. The coding region runs from base 161 to 625 and encodes 154 amino acids.
UAGCGUUAGGAAAAAUUAAAUCCGGAGGUUUCCCUCCCUUGCCCUGCAGUGACGCUGUUGACGUUGGGAUGGCGUAGGGAUCCUCACAAAGGGGAAUCCCUGCAGCAAUCACCCGGUCACACGGUGACGUCAGCCUGAUAUCGACAGCACCUGCCCACCGAUGGGAUCGCGAUGCAUGGGUGAACAACAAAAUAUGUUACGGCAAGCCGCUGCCGGGAUUUCCAGUCUCGAAGAUAUAAGGGGCCACACAUAUCUGUUCGUUUUCCUCCCGAGUCUGUGGGGUCUUAUAACUCUUGUAUCAAUAAUAAACCUCCAUCCUGCAAGUCAUCUCCCAACCCGAGAAAGUCAAAAAUAUUCCGACCUACAAGUCACACCUCCAUCAUCAGCACUACCAACCUGCCACAAAACUGAGCGCAACACCGUCAACAUGGGCGCAGUAAUGUCUUGUAUCCAGGGGAUUGGUGACUGUAUCAUGACAGUCAUUAGAGCGAUCGCUGGGGUCAUCAUGUCGAUCGUCAACGGCGUCGUCGCAGUCCUUUCGGCCAUCGUUAGAUUUCUGACCUGUGGCUACUGCGGACGUGGCGGCGGCGGUACUCGUCGCACAAGACACACUAGUCAUGUCUAGGAGCAACGGCACGGCCACCAGGCGGGCGUGUUCGUGAGAUAAUCAAGACCUGGAUCUCACUUGCGGGAGAGGGGACGAGGUGCAACCAGCCAAGAAGUCUGGAGAGGGGAGAGAGAGUAAUAUCGGCGAGCGGCCUUUGGGUUGCCGACUUUUGGAGGAACGCUUUCGAUCAUGGGCCUCUGCGUUUUCCAGUUCAGGGCAUUGAAGGACACAUGAUACCCCUAUUUUCCCAUAUGUACAGUACCGACGGCACGGGAGAUGUUUUUUUUGCCUGACGAGAGCGUCAUCAGCAUGAUUGAGCACAAGCAGUAACGGAAUAUACCCUACAUGCCC